Messenger RNA from Perca flavescens (yellow perch), 1383 nucleotides. RefSeq names its product amphoterin-induced protein 3. Gene Ontology annotation, biological process: brain development. The transcript has a single exon. The record is from RefSeq and is a predicted model, not a curated record. Gene Ontology annotation, cellular component: membrane. Gene Ontology annotation, molecular function: protein binding. The coding region runs from base 1 to 1383 and encodes 460 amino acids. Lineage: Eukaryota; Metazoa; Chordata; Actinopteri; Perciformes; Percidae.
AUGACCUCCAGACUGUAUCAAGGCCCUCUCCUGGUGCUGCUCUGUCUCAUCCACGGCACUGAGGAGUCCUGUCCCUCUGUGUGCCUCUGUGUAUCUGACACCGUGAGCUGUAGCUCCAGUGGUCUGGCCAAGUUACCCUUGUCCCUGCCCUCCUUCUCGGUCACCCUUGACAUCAGCCACAACCAUCUGUCCUGGCUGGGUGCGGGCAGUUUCAAAAGGAUGCCUAGAUUGGAAAACCUCCGGAUGACCCACAACCAGCUGGGCUCCCUGGGCCAUGGGGUAUUUCGCAACGCCUCCGGCCUCAGGCACCUUGACCUGUCCUCCAACAAGCUGCAUGUGGUGGAGCAACACUACUUCCAGGGGCUGUGGAGGCUGGAGGAGCUUCUUCUCUUCAAUAAUAAGAUCACACAGGUGGAGGCCGGCACAUUGAGCGGCCUGAGCAGCUUGAAAAAGGCCUACUUCAGCCUCAACCAGAUCACACACUUCCCGUUCUUCUCCAUCCAAGACCACACUCACCCUUUCCUGACCAUGCUGGACCUCUCGUCCAACCGUCUGAGCCGUCUGCCAUGGGAGGAUGUGAAAGCUUUGCCCGGGUUGGUGCAGCGGGGGCUGUACCUCCACAACAACUCUCUGAUCUGUGACUGCUCCAUGUACAGCGUUUUCUGGCAUUGGGAUCUCAGGGGUUACGACGCACUGAAGGACUUUACUGAGGAGCACACUUGCACCACCUAUGGGAACCCACGAGCGUCCAUCCGGUUUCUGCAACAGUCCCGCUUCUUCCACAACUGCACUGUGGAAAGCGCUGUCUCACUGCCAGUGACCGUGCUCCUCUCCAACGUGUUGGUUUCAGAGGGAGAAGGAGUGCGUCUGGACUGCCAAACGUCCCUGAGUAGCACAGACCUCUCAUUUACAUGGCUCUCCCCCAGCAAGGGGUACAUCACCCAGACUACCAUUAAUGACACGCUAAUUAGCCUAUUUCCUAAUGGUACCUUGGAGAUCCAAGCAACCAAGGUCAAUGACUCAGGUUUGUACGUGUGCACAGCUGUGGAUAUUAAACAGGCACUGAACGCGACCCGGGAGGUGAACGUGACGGUGUUGCUGCCUGCAGCAGAGUCAUUCAACACUGGCUACACAACGUUGCUGGGCUGUUUGGUGACCACGAUCUGCAUCCUCAUAUACCUCUACAUGACUCCGUGUCGCUGCAGCUGCUGUAAACAGCCCAUACCGCCAGCUAUCCCAAUUGCGACUUACGACCCCAGCACCCUAACUUCCGUUUUCUCCCCCUCCACUAGAUCCCAGCACAAAAUCCAAACUGACAAGCAUGUAGCAUUCGUGGAGCCAAUAAUAAGUGAAGAAGGAACAGAAUGGAUACCUGAAGGUUGA